Gadus chalcogrammus (walleye pollock) is the source of this 2856-nucleotide messenger RNA. RefSeq names its product E3 SUMO-protein ligase ZBED1-like. The coding region runs from base 1521 to 2498 and encodes 325 amino acids. The record is from RefSeq and is a predicted model, not a curated record. The transcript is spliced from 2 exons. Lineage: Eukaryota; Metazoa; Chordata; Actinopteri; Gadiformes; Gadidae.
UGCACUUCUUCAUAUAUUCAAGAUUAAUAUUAAAGUCACAAUGUGUACGAUUUAGCCACUCCCAGUAAGUAGGCAGGACACCUUCAGAAAACUAAGGCCCCGUCCACACAGAGCCAAUUUUUUGGUGAAACGAACAAAGUCUCAUCCGUUCUGGCCGACUGUCCAGACGGAGCCGGCGGAUCCGGUGCCCGAAAAUGCACUUUUCUGAAACCAGGUGCCAGGGUGGAUUCAAAUAAAACCGGACCUAUGCGGUUUAGUGUUAGGAUUCGUGUGGACGCCUGAAACGCAAACGAUGACGUCAUCGCCCCCCUACCAGCUUGGCAACGUUAGAGUUGCAUUGAUUUUUGAUUUGUACUAUUUUUUAUCAUGCAUUCACGCAAUGACUCCGUCUUUACGGAGAUAUUCCUGAAACGCAUCAAAGGAAAACGGAAGGGAAAAGAUCGUUCCCGUGUGGACGGGGCAGAAAACACAGUAAUCAAAUCUGUCCAAUCGAACUGCCUUUGCAACUCGUUUCCAGGCGAGAAACACAAGCAAAGAUCCCCGACAUCAGGAACAUGAUUGGUCAAAACAAGUUAGGAGCUAAUUUGAACUAGGUGGUACGGUAUAAACGGUUCUGACGGUAUACCGGUGUGAAUUUUCGCUACGGUAGGGAUUUUGACGUUACCGCGGGACCGGUGUGACAAGUAGAUGAACACUUUCUUUUUUUCCCCCUUUUAUUUUGACGAGCGCAGAAGCAAUGACAUCAUCACAAUGCGUCCAGGCAGCCCGCGUAAGCAUCACAAUGUUUACAAACAUAUCCAUGUGCACAACAUGCACGAGAGAACGGCAGUGGCUUAACAGACGGAGAUAUGGCUGAAAGCACAGCACGCGAGGAAGAGGUGCAGUUGGUGAAAAAGAAGGGUUCACAUUCCAUUAUCUGGACAUGGUUUGGUUUUAAAGUGUGAGACACCGAGCAGAAAACUGUCAACUGCAAAUUGUGCAAGAAAACAGUGGUGGCAAACUGCGGUAAUACCACUAACCUUUUCCAUCACUUACAAAGAAAUCACGUGUUGGAAUAUGAACAAAGAGAGCCAAAGGAUUGCGGCCUCCGCAGACUAGCAGCGGGAAGAAAAGAGCUGUCUCGGCGUCUCAAACAUCACUCACGCAGGUAUUUUCCAGAGGCAGUCAUUACGACAAAAAAAGCCAGCGGUGGAACGAGGUAACAAACACCGUCACUGUUUACCAAGAUGUGGUUCCAUUUCAAACGGUCAAUCGAAAGGGAUUCAAAGAUAUGGUCAAGGCACUGGAUCCCAGGUACGUGUUACCUGCGCGAACACAUUUCAGUCAAAUUGAGAUGCCGAAACUGUACGUCAAGGUCCGCAAGCAAGUGGAGAAAGAAAUCCGAAACAUCGAACAUUAUGCAACGACCACUGACUUAUGGUCAAGUCGGACAAUGGAGCCUUAUCUAAGUUUGACCAUCCAUUUCAUCAACAACAAGUGGGAGUUGUGCAGCAAGUGUUUACAAACGUCAUGUUUCCCCGAUGACCACACUUGGAGAUGCAAUCGCCCAAGGCUUGAGGGAAUCGCUUGAAUCAUGGGGACUUAAAGAAGAGUCGCAAGUAUGCAUCACCACCGACAAUGGCGCAAAUGUUGUGAAGGCAGUGGCACUGAACGACUGGACCAGAUUGCAGUGCUUUGGCCACCGGCUGCACCUCGCCAUCGAGAGAAGUGCCAGAGAGCCUGUUGUUGAACGUGCAGUCGGCAUAUGUAAGAAGAUUGUGAGUGCGUUUUCCUACUCAUGGAAAAGGAAGAGAGAAUUGGCUGAUGCCCAGGCUGAACUUCGACUACCUCCUCACCGCUUCAUUACCGAAACGCCAACCAGAUGGGGAUCUCGCCAGAAAAUUAUCCAAAGGGUGAUCGAAAUGGAAAAAGCCAUAUCUCAGGUCCUUAGGGCUGAAAGGAAAACCUGGCACCUGGUGCCAUCAUGGCAAGAGAUGGAUGUUCUGGAGUCAGUGAGCAAGACCCUUGGCCCCCUGAUUGAGUUCACUGAUGCACUCUCCGGAGAAGAAUAUGUCAGUGUAUCAUACCUCAAACAUGUGCUCCAUCUUCUCAACAACACUGUCCUGACUCCAGCUGAAGAUGACACAGACCUGACAAAGGAUAUGAAGAAGUCCAUCCUCAAGUAUUUAAAUGAAAAAUACUCUGAGGCUGCCACAGAUGACCUGCUAGACAUGGCCUUCCUCCUAGAUCCAAGUUUCAGAGCAACAUACAUCGCAGAUGACAGGAAAGAAUAUGUAAAAAAUAAAGCUGCAGCAGAGAUUCGGUCCCUCCGGUCUUCGGGAGCGGGCCUUCUUUCAUUGCCGAAGGUUAAAAAGAAAACGGCUGGACAGAGAGUGUUUGCCUAUCGAGCCCCCUUCCUAUGGAAUAGGCUGCCAUCAGUGAUCAGGGAAGCUGACUCUGUGGAGCUAUUCAAAGGAAAGCUCAAAACGCACCUCUAUAAUCUUGCAUUUGGAGUGUGAAAACGACAGAUGCGAAGUGAAGACUACUCUGUUUGCUUGUGCUUUUCUUAAUACAUUAUACAUUCCCACUAUGUACUUUUCCGCUCUAAUUCACUAUUCUGUCUGUUCUAGCGUGUUGCGGGUACUGGACUGGAUGCCUGGACUCUCCUCAUGGAACCGGCCAGAACCCCAUCACCAUUUUAAUAUGAUGUGCAUGUAUUUACCUGUAUGUCAAUUGUGGCACCCAUUGCACUCCUGACCAUCCCUGGAAGAAAGGAUCCCCUACACUGCGUUUCUUCUCAAGAUUUCUUCCUUGCUGAUUCAAGGGAGUUUUUUCUUGCCCGUGUGGGGGCAUGGGUAAAGGGGUGUGUCACAAAUA